Thamnophis elegans (Western terrestrial garter snake) is the source of this 1859-nucleotide messenger RNA. RefSeq names its product myelin protein zero like 2 (gene MPZL2). The transcript has 5 exons. Bases 24 to 1022 code for a protein of 332 amino acids. The record is from RefSeq and is a predicted model, not a curated record. Gene Ontology annotation, cellular component: membrane. Gene Ontology annotation, biological process: cell-cell adhesion. Lineage: Eukaryota; Metazoa; Chordata; Lepidosauria; Squamata; Natricidae.
AAGCCUGACCGCCCCGAGUGGCGAUGGGCAGCACGGGUUCACCGCGGCGGAGCCCUUGCCGGGCCGCCUCGCGACGGACCCCGAUCCUGGACCCUGAUGGCGGCCCCGUGGAAGGCAGAAGCGCGGCCUGGGCUCUUCCGGAGUCGCCGCCUGGGGGCCGCCCCUGCAGCGGUUGCGGACCCCGGCCCGGCCGCCACGCCCGGGAUUGCCGGCAGCGGGGGCGGCGUCACCUGGCCGACGAGUUCCUGCACUUCGAAGCAGCGCCCUGUUCAGCAGCUGCAGCACCCUUCCCUGCCGCGGAAUUCGGGCUGGCUCUCUCGACGCAGAUUGGGCAGCGCCCUCCUCCAGGGAGCGCCGCCGCUCUGCGCUUCCUUCUGCAGGGGGCGUCGGGGCCCUGCAGCGGCAACCCCUUUCUGCUUCUUUCUGCAGCGCUCGGGCCGGUGGCGGCUAUGGAGACGUUCACGCCUGGCACCCUGGAAGCCUUGAACGGGACCGAUGUGCGCUUGAAGUGCACCUUCCGCAGUCCAGAGCCGGUGGGGCCGAAGCUGGCGGUUUCCUGGUACUUCCAGUCCGAGCCGAAGGAGCCCCUGGAGAUGGUGCUCUUCUACAAUCAGCAGGCUUACCCCUCCAACUCAGCCCGCUUCUUAGGCAGAAUCACCUGGGAUGGCAAUGUACACAGAGACGACGCUUCGGUUAUGCUCCACAAUGUGAGCACCAAGGACAACGGGACUUUCCAGUGCCAUGUGAAGAACCCACCUGAUGUGGAUGGUGUCGUUGGCGAGAUCCAGCUGAGUGUUGUGCUGAAAAGGAGCUUCUCAGAGGUACACAUUUUGGUCCUCACCAUUGGCAUCUCCUGUGCUGCAAUGGUCAUCCUGGUGGUGGUGGUGGUGAUCUGGCGUCAUUGGCGGAGGACGCAGCAAGACAAGACAAGGGAGGUGGGCAGGCCAGAGGAACUGAAGCUGAAGGAAGGCGGAGAGGAAAAUGAGGCCCCUCUGCCGGGAGAGGGGACCCAUCGGUCUUGAUCCACCCGUGGAUGCUGCGGCCUGCUGGAGUGGAGGUGGCAAAGGUGCCCGUGCCACCGGCCUUCAAGGAGAAGAGGAUGCAUGCAGAGGGCCUGCAGGAGGCAAAACCUCACCUUCUGCCCGUGUGACACCAAAGGACCCGUCUUCUCCAUAUUCCGGAAGCAGCAGCCCUCCCCUGCCCACCUUGGUGACUGAAGACCUCAGGGCCACCUAGCUGGGGUCAGCAGAAGAUCUGGUCAAGACAGGCCGGCCAGGCAGAGCUUGGGGAAAGGGAAGGAGGAACCGCUUUGCCAACUGUUCUGCUCUCUUUCCUGGGCCAAAGCCUGGGCAAAUGGCUAAGGGGGAAGCCCCCGACCACUUAGAAAAGGCCUCCUCUUCCAACAGGAUCAAGCCCCUGUUUCUAGGGCCUGCGCUGCCUGGAGCCCUGCCUGAUUCUGUGCAGGCAGAGGAUCUGCGAAAGGGAGAGAGGAACCUGCUGGGUGCAGCAAUUCUAUCUCCUUUACGGUCCCCCAACCCAGGCUGGCAGCACAAAUCUCCUCCUUAAAACCAGGGUUUGCUUUCUCCUUCAGGAGGACUUAAGGGCCCUGGACAAACAAACAAAAUCUCUGACCACUGAGCCUCUUUUAUGCAGCACCACUACAGCAGCCCUGCCAGCAACUACCUCUAAAACUCACACGCUUCAGAUGUUAGUGGACUGUCCGCCGGAUUCCUUACGGGCCACCCGUUCAUAUCCUUAGGUGACACACUUUCAUACACUAAUUUAUUUAAAGAGUCUUGUUAAAUUUUGUAAGCAAAUGGAAUAUUUUAUAAUAAAGGUACAAUUGCCUGGGAUUAAAA